Molecule: messenger RNA, 603 nt
Organism: Medioppia subpectinata
Lineage: Eukaryota; Metazoa; Arthropoda; Arachnida; Sarcoptiformes; Oppiidae
Source: the annotation of a GenBank genome assembly
UAUAAGAAACCAGUGGUAACCCUUCCGCCCCCGCCUCCCACGCCAUCACCAACACAGCCAAUGAGUGAAUGUCCCGUCUGUCCCGAAGGCCCUCCGGGUCCUCCUGGUCAAACUGGCGUAGGUGUGCCAGGAAUUGCAGGAGAACCAGGACUGCGAGGAGAAAAGGGCGACACAGGAAUGGAUGGCCAGAAGGGAGAAAAGGGAGAGCAAGGCAUACAGGGGGUGACGGGAUUGACGGGUCCUCCUGGAAGUGAUGGAACGCCUGGCGCUGAUGGCGAAGGAUUUGGGAUUCCCGGGGAAAGAGGAGAACCGGGCAGUUCUGGACCUAUUGGACCUCCGGGUAUACCAGGAAGAGAUGGUGAACCGGGACCCGUUGGCCCACCCGGACCUCAAGGACCGACAAUUACGGGAAAAAUUGGAGUAAAAGGAGAGACAGGAGAUAAAGGAGAGCCCGGGGUUAAGGGUCCGAACGGUCAGAAGGGAGAUAAAGGAGAGAAGGGACCCCAAGGUUUACCCGGUUUGCCGGGUGCUCAAGGGUUACCGGGUAUUAAUGGCAUCCCAGGAGUAAAAGGUGACUCCGGGGCACAGGGCCCGCCCGGACAG